This is a messenger RNA of Manihot esculenta (cassava), 648 nucleotides long. RefSeq names its product hsc70-interacting protein. Gene Ontology annotation, molecular function: Hsp70 protein binding. The transcript is spliced from 4 exons. Lineage: Eukaryota; Viridiplantae; Streptophyta; Magnoliopsida; Malpighiales; Euphorbiaceae. The coding region runs from base 1 to 648 and encodes 215 amino acids. The record is from RefSeq and is a predicted model, not a curated record.
AUGGCCACUUCAGCAUUCAGGUCCACCACCAAGCGAACCCCAUUGCGAAAUCCUCUACUUCGUCCACUGAUGACUCCUCUUCUUCCAAUCGAUUAUUUUCUGCUUAAGAGCUAUGUCGUGGAGGAGAGCGACGAGGAAAUUGAGGAUAAGGAAGGUCCACAAGCAGAGCCUGAAGAGGAAGAAGAGGAGGAUGAGAUAAUCGAAUCGGAUAUAGAGAUUGAGGGCGAAACUGUCGAGCCUGAUAAUGAUCCCCCUCAGAAGAUGGGUGACCCGUCAGUGGAAGUCACAGAGGAGAACCGCGAGGCCUCACAGGAGGCAAAGUUCAAAGUCAUGGGGGCCAUAUCUGAAGGUAUUAGAAUGAAUGUUUUGGAUAAGCAUGGAGAUGCUAGAGAGGAAGUUGAGAUGGAGAUUAAAGAGAAUGUUUCCUAUCUUAUGCUUGAUUUUGUAAUAAAUAGCUUUAAAGAUUGCAUUCAACAUUGUAGAAAAUGGAUGGAUAAGGAAGUUGCAUAUAGCUUUAAAGAAGCUAUAUUGUUACUUGAAGAGCUUCAUGGUUAUGAAGAGAAUUUACGUGAAGCAAAGUUGGAGAUGAAGAGGUUUGUUGCUAAGAAAAUAGAAGAGAUAAGAAAGAGGAGGAUGGAGAAAGAAUAG